Chaetomium globosum CBS 148.51 is the source of this 1377-nucleotide messenger RNA. RefSeq lists its product as uncharacterized. The coding region runs from base 1 to 1377 and encodes 458 amino acids. The transcript has a single exon. NCBI's taxonomy places the organism in Eukaryota, Fungi, Ascomycota, Sordariomycetes, Sordariales, Chaetomiaceae. Gene Ontology annotation, molecular function: cation binding; alpha-amylase activity. Gene Ontology annotation, biological process: carbohydrate metabolic process. The record is from RefSeq and is a predicted model, not a curated record.
AUGGCACCCAAGACCCUCGCGGUAGCAGCAUCGCUGUUAGCUUCCACUUUCAUUGUCCUGGCUCCAACUGUCGUCAACGCCUCUCCUCCCGGCGACAAAGACGUCACCGCUGUCCUUUUCGAGUGGAACUACGACUCGGUCGCUAGGGAGUGCUCUAGUACUCUCGGCCCUGCCGGUUACGGAUAUGUCCAGGUCUCCCCGCCCGCCGAGCACAUCCAAGGCUCGCAGUGGUGGACGUCGUACCAACCCGUGUCAUACAAGAUUGCCGGACGCCUCGGCAAUCGAGAGUCCUUCCAGAGCAUGGUGAACACCUGCCACUCGGCCGGCGUGAAGGUGAUUGUUGACUCCGUCAUUAACCAUAUGUCGGCGGGCGGCGGUACCGGGACCGGCGGCUCGUCGUAUACCAAGUACAACUACCCGGGCCUCUACUCUGCCUCUGACUUCGACGAUUGCACCUCCCAGAUUUCCGACUACGGUGACCGCUGGAGCGUCCAGCACUGCGAGCUUGUCGGCCUGGCCGACCUGGACACCAAUGAGGACUACGUCCGCAAGACCAUCGCCGGCUAUAUGAACGACCUCCUCAGCCUCGGCGUCGACGGAUUCCGCAUCGACGCGGCCAAGCAUAUCGCAACUGAAGAUCUUACUGAUAUCAAAAGCCGGUUGACCAAUUCGGGCGUGUACUGGAAGCAGGAGGUCAUUUACGGCGCCGGGGAAGCCGUGCAGCCCACCGAAUACACCCGCAACGGCGACGUCCAGGAGUUCCGCUACGCCUACGACCUCAAACGCGUCUUCAACGACGAGAAGCUCGCCUACCUGAAAGACUACGGCGAGAGCUGGGGGUACAUGAGCAGCUCGGUCGCGGCCGUCUUCGUCGACAACCACGACACCGAGCGCAACGGCCAAACCCUCAACUACAAGGACAACGCCAAGUACACCCUCGCCACCGUCUUCAUGCUCGCGUACCCCUACGGCGCCCCGGACAUCAACUCUGGCUACGAAUUCUCCGACAGCGACGCGGGACCGCCCAACAACGGCGUCGUCGACGCCUGCUGGCAGGACUCGUGGAAGUGCCAGCACGCCUGGUCCGAGGUCCUGGGCAUGGUCGCCUUCCGCAACGCCGUGCGCGGCCAGGCGGUGGCGGACUGGUGGGACAACGGCAACAACCAGAUCGCGUUUGGGCGGGGCAACAAGGGCUUCGUCGCCAUUAAUAAGGAGGGCAGCUCACUGACGCGGACUUUCCAGACGUCGCUCCCGGCGGGCACGUACUGCAAUGUGCAGGCCAACACCGCCGUGACGGUUGACGGGAGCGGUCAGUUUACGGCUACUCUGGGCUCGAACACCGCUCUCGCUAUCUAUGUUGGGAAGGCAUCGUGCUGA